This is a messenger RNA of Oikopleura dioica, 375 nucleotides long. The record is from the annotation of a GenBank genome assembly. NCBI's taxonomy places the organism in Eukaryota, Metazoa, Chordata, Appendicularia, Copelata, Oikopleuridae.
AUGUUAAUUGGCCUCAAGUGUGAAUUAUUUUGGAAGAAUGGUUUCGACAUGAAAAUUCCACAAAAAGAGUGGUUCUUGUUUUCGGGAGAAACGUUCAAAGCGCUGCGCAGAGAGAUCGAGAUGCAUUUUCAAGUCAAAAGCUUCAGACUCUACUAUUACAACGACGAGGCGCAGCUAAUUUUCUGCCGAAACGAUGACGACUUAGAAGAAAUGAUGAAGCUUGUGGAGCAGCGACGAACGCGACGAAACGCGAUAAGAAAGCGUGCGCAAAAACCGGCUUGGUUCCAUGACCUGCAUCUUAUAGUGAAAGAUGCGUAUGACAUGUUCGAUGCUUUCGAUUCCUUGGACCAAAGAGAUGCCAAAAUGAGAGUUUGA